Molecule: messenger RNA, 1774 nt
Organism: Suillus paluster
Lineage: Eukaryota; Fungi; Basidiomycota; Agaricomycetes; Boletales; Suillaceae
Product: acid protease
Exons: 11
Coding region: 307-1593 (428 amino acids)
Biological process (GO): proteolysis
Molecular function (GO): aspartic-type endopeptidase activity
Source: RefSeq, a predicted model, not a curated record
AUCUUUGGUCUUCCCUCGGAUCUGGGAUGCCCCGCGUUGGUGCCUGCACUCAUUCCAACUUUUCUCGCGUUGUUGUCAUUGUAGCUCCUUUGGGCACGGUGGGUACUAUGAUGACCUGGACAAGGGUAUUUCUGGGAUGCUCUCCUCUUGAAAGGGUUCUUUCUGCUGUGCAUUACACCCUCCGGCUAUUAGUGACGACAAGAAGCCUAUCUUAGCAUCUAGUGCCAAUCUCCACUCCUAUAUAAACAGUAUCGCUCAACGCAAUGGUUCAUCACUUUGAAUUCAUCACCUGAAAGCACUCGAAUUAUGUCUCACAUCGUUAUCCGCGCCAUCCCCUUUGCGACUCAGCUGCGCGCAGCCAAAGGUGGUGCCAAGGAGCUUCUUGAGCGCGACCGCGCUCGCGCACAGAAGUUCCUGGCUGGCAAGUCCCACCAUGGCCCCUCAGCUACCGUUGGGGAAUUCAGACAACGUCACGGUCACCACCAUAAGGGUACCGCCACCGUUCCCGCCACCGCUCCCGCCACUGCUCCUUCCACUACAGUUCCUUCUGGUACAGGAGGCAGCAGCAGUGCCAGUGCCAACUCCAUCGAUGUCACUGAUUCAGGUGUCACUUACACAAUGCAAGUUGGUGUCGGAAACCCAGCGACCCAGUAUACAUUGUUGAUCGACACUGGUAGCUCGAAUACGUGGGUUGGUGCGAACACGCCAUACAAUCCCUCAAGCUCCAGUGUCGACACUGGUAACACCAUAAACGUCAGUUAUGGUUCGGGGACUAUGUCCGGAAAGCAAUACACCGAUACCGUGACCUUGGGAUCAAAGUUGGUUAUCCAGAAUCAAGGCGUUGGUGUAGCUUCAUCCGCGCAAGGGUUCCAGGAUGUCGAUGGUAUAUUGGGUGUCGGUCCCGUAGACCUUACACAAGGAACUGUGUCUAACACGUCGGAUGUGCCUACGGUUACCGACAACUUAUAUGCUCAAGGGACAAUCCCUUCUGAUUUACUCGGCGUCUUCUACGAGCCGUCCUCCACUUCUAACGUAGCGAAUGGAGAGAUCUCGUUCGGUGGGACUGAUAACACCAAGUACACUGGCUCAAUCAACUCUGUUCCGCUUACCACCACCUCUCCCGCCUCGAAGUAUUGGGGUAUCGACCAAUCGGUAUCGUACGGCACUAGCAACACAAUCUUGAACACGACUUCCGGCAUUGUCGACACUGGCACUACCCUUCUCCUCCUUGCCACUGAGGCCUUCCAGGCCUAUCAAAGCGCAACUGGUGCCACUCAAGACUCGACCACUGGUCUUCUGACUAUCACGCCACAACAAUAUAGCAAUCUCCAAAGCUUGUACUUCAAGAUCGGUGGUGUCACCUACGAGUUUACCCCUAACGCUCAGAUUUGGCCGCGUGCUCUGAACAGCACCCUCGGAGGAAGCAAUGGCCAAAUUUAUCUCAUUGUAUCUGACCUCGGUUCUUCAUUCGGGAGCGGGCUGGACUUCAUAAAUGGAUUUGGCUGGCUGCAGCGCUUUUACACCGUUUAUGACACCGGAAAGCAGCAGCUUGGUGUUGCGACUACGGCAUACACUAAUGCUGUCACCAACUGAUGACGGUUCCCCGCACGUUUUCUGACCUAGAAUUCUUUUGUUUCCAGGACUAUAUAUGUACAUUAUGCGAUUUAUACUUUCCCCGUAAAUAGUUUCAGGCGUGUACUGUUUACUGUAACUAGCAAAUAAUUUGCUGUGUAUCAAUAUCGGACACUGGAAUACAUCACAUUGCGGUUCACCC